Racocetra persica is the source of this 150-nucleotide messenger RNA. The record is from the annotation of a GenBank genome assembly. Lineage: Eukaryota; Fungi; Glomeromycota; Glomeromycetes; Diversisporales; Gigasporaceae.
AACUUGUCAUCAUUUCUACUUCAUUUACUGAUUACACUGAACUCACCAUAUUUACUGAACCUAUUAAACCUCCCAUGCUUACCGAAUCUACCAUACCUAUAGUUAAUAUAGAAUCUAUCGAAUUUACAGAAUCUAAUGAACCUACUAAUA